CUCCCUGAGGAGGUUCCUCAGCUCCAAGCUCACCAUCUGCUGCUCCUGGACGGCUGGUACCAUGUGGUUCCUGAUCCUGUUCCUUGCCCUGUCCCUGGGAGGGACUGGUGCUGUACCUCCCAUCCAAUCUCGGAUCAUCGGAGGAUUUAACUGUGAGAAGAAUUCCCAGCCCUGGCAGGCAGCUGUGUACCACUACACCAGUUUCCAAUGCGGGGGCAUUCUGGUGGACCCCGAGUGGGUGCUCACGGCUGCCCACUGCUACAAUGAGGCAACUGAUGAGUACCAGGUUUGGCUGGGCCGCAACAACCUCUUUGAGGAUGAAGCCUCAGCUCAACACCGGUUUGUCAGUGAAAGCGUCCCUCACCCUGACUUCAACAUGGACCUCCUGGAGAACGCCACCCAAAACCAGAAGGAGGACUUCAGCAAUGACCUGAUGCUGCUACGCCUUGCCCAGCCCGCUGAAAUCACCGAUUCUGUGAAGGUCCUCAGCCUGCCCUCCGAGGAACCCACUCUGGGGAGCACCUGCCUUGCCUCAGGCUGGGGCAGCAUUGAACCCAUCAAGUUCGAAUACCCAGAUGAUCUCCAAUGUGUGCACCUCGAGCUCCUCCCUAAUGAGGAGUGUGCCAAAGCCCACAUCCAUGUGGUGACAGACUCCAUGCUGUGUGCAGGAGACUUGGAAGGAGGAAAAGACACUUGUGUGGGUGACUCAGGGGGCCCGCUGAUAUGUGAUGGUGUACUCCAGGGCGUCACAUCAUGGGGCCCUGCCCCAUGUGGCAAACCCGACAGGCCGGGCAUCUACACCAAACUUAUUAAUUUCAUUCCCUGGAUGAAAGAAGUUAUGAAGAAAAACGCUAAGUGACACUCUGUCCCCUGCUCCUAAUAAACCCACCAUGCAGCAAACGA
Messenger RNA from Peromyscus californicus insignis, 903 nucleotides. RefSeq names its product kallikrein-1-like. The record is from RefSeq and is a predicted model, not a curated record. Gene Ontology annotation, molecular function: serine-type endopeptidase activity. Gene Ontology annotation, biological process: regulation of systemic arterial blood pressure; zymogen activation. NCBI's taxonomy places the organism in Eukaryota, Metazoa, Chordata, Mammalia, Rodentia, Cricetidae. The transcript is spliced from 6 exons. Bases 62 to 859 code for a protein of 265 amino acids.